GUCAUAACCGCCAUGGCCAGCUAUCCAGACGGGCAGAGUUACCCAGGAGCUGCAGGACAGGUACCUGGACCACACCCCGGUGGCUACUAUCCUGGACCUCCCCAUGGUGGGGGCCAGUAUGGCAGUGGAUUCCCCCCUGGUGGUUACGGAGCUCCUGCCCCUGGAGGACCCUAUGGCUACCCCAGUGCUGGAGGAACCCCCUCUGGAACUCCAGGCGGACCAUAUGGCGGUGGACCUCCAGGAGGCCCCUAUGGUGGUGGACCUCCAGGAGGCCCCUAUGGUCAGGCACAUCCAAGUCCCUAUGGUACCCAGCCGCCUGGACCUUAUGGACAGGGUGGCGUCCCCCCCAAUGUCGAUCCUGAGGCCUACUCCUGGUUCCAGUCAGUGGAUGCCGACCACAGUGGCUAUAUCUCACUCAAGGAGCUGAAGCAGGCCCUGGUCAACUCCAACUGGUCCUCAUUCAAUGAUGAGACGUGCCUCAUGAUGAUAAACAUGUUUGACAAGACCAAGACUGGCCGAAUUGAUGUCGUCGGCUUCUCAGCCUUAUGGAAGUUCCUCCAGCAGUGGAAGAACCUCUUUCAGCAGUAUGACCGGGACCACUCGGGAUCCAUCAGCUCCACAGAGCUGCAGCAAGCGCUGUCCCAGAUGGGCUACAACCUGAGCCCUCAGUUCACGCAGCUCCUGGUUUCCCGAUACUGUACGCGCUCUGCCAUUCCCGCCAUGCAGCUGGACUGCUUCAUCAAGGUGUGUACCCAGCUUCAGGUGUUGACUGAGGCCUUCCGGGAGAAGGAUACGGCUGUACAGGGCAACAUCCGGCUCAGCUUUGAGGACUUUGUCACCAUGACGGCUUCAAGGAUGCUAUGACCCAGCCUGCCUAAAGGGUGUGGAGCACACCAGGGGAUGUGGGCCUCUCCUUUCCUCCUCUCCUAGCAAAAAGUGUUUCCUGGCCUGAGCUAGGAAGGACAGAGGUUGGCUAUCCUGGGCUGUGGAGUGGCAUGGCCCUGGAGUAGGGGCCCUAGAGUAGCAAUGGGUUAGUGUCUGGUCAGCUGUCCUGGCCUCUGGCCUUCCCCCCUUCUCCCUGAUGCCAGUGCUAAGUGCUCCUUGGCUGGCCUACCUGUCAUCUCUCACUGACCACCAGGUCAGAAGAGCCCAGUUUCUGCACAGUGGAGUCAGACUGAGCGGGAGGGAGAUUUGCUGGGACCAGAGCCUGGGAUUCUUCAGCUCCCUCAAGCCUUGUAUCUUAACAUUAAUUUUCCUGAAGCUUUGCCUGAGCAAGAAGCUUGGGCAUUCUGCCAUCUUGGCCAUAUCUGAUGAGGCUCAUGACCUCCAAAACUCGGACCCCUCGCUGGCCUGCCACGUUCUACUCAGCUUCCCUCCCCAGGGGCAUUGUCACAUCCUACUGCCAAUGUUGUUUCUAAUUUGCUUUUUUUUUCUUUCCCAUUUGGGGCCAAAAGUCCAGGAAACUGUAAGAGUCAAUAAAAGACUGCAGUCCCAUGUU
Rattus norvegicus (Norway rat) is the source of this 1498-nucleotide messenger RNA. RefSeq names its product penta-EF hand domain containing 1 (gene Pef1). The transcript is spliced from 5 exons. Gene Ontology annotation, cellular component: cytoplasm; ER to Golgi transport vesicle membrane; membrane. Gene Ontology annotation, molecular function: calcium ion binding. The coding region runs from base 13 to 864 and encodes 283 amino acids. Lineage: Eukaryota; Metazoa; Chordata; Mammalia; Rodentia; Muridae. The record is from RefSeq and is marked provisional.